Alosa sapidissima (American shad) is the source of this 2820-nucleotide messenger RNA. It is a transcript of the gene ap3m1, whose product is annotated as adaptor related protein complex 3 subunit mu 1. The record is from RefSeq and is a predicted model, not a curated record. Lineage: Eukaryota; Metazoa; Chordata; Actinopteri; Clupeiformes; Clupeidae. Gene Ontology annotation, cellular component: cytoplasmic vesicle; clathrin adaptor complex. Bases 277 to 1533 code for a protein of 418 amino acids. Gene Ontology annotation, biological process: endocytosis; intracellular protein transport. The transcript is spliced from 9 exons.
CCCUGAGAACUGCCUGAACGAAAAAGAAUAAAUAAUCUUAAGAGCUAGUACAUAACACACCAGUCUCAGUUUCAAUUGAGUCGUGUCAACUUUGGUGAAGCGACGUUUCUUAAAGUUAGAUUUACCAUCUUUCAAACGUGAUAUUCUGCUGGCGUUAUUUGAAGGCACAUACGUGGCUAGUUGCUCAGGCUUCCGCUUCGCACUUCUGCCAUAUUGUUGCCACCUAGGAGUUUUUUGCCAACAGACGCACGGACGGAGUCCUGCAAAGCCCUCACAAUGAUCCAUAGUUUAUUUCUGGUCAACUCCGCUGGUGACAUUUUCCUGGAGAAGCACUGGAAAAGCGUCAUCAGCCGCUCGGUCUGUGACUACUUUUUCGAGGCUCAGGCGAAAGCCGGGGAUGCCGAGAAUGUGCCGCCCGUCAUCCGCACCCCGCACCACUACCUGAUUAACAUCUACCGGGAGAAAAUCUUCUUCGUGUCUGUUAUCCAGACGGAAGUCCCCCCCCUCUUCGUCAUAGAGUUUCUACAUCGAGUGGCCGAGACAUUUCAGGAUUAUUUUGGAGAAUGUUCUGAAUCGGUUGUUAAGGACAAUGUGGUGAUCGUGUAUGAGCUUUUGGAGGAGAUGCUGGAUAAUGGCUUCCCACUGGCAACCGAGUCCAACAUUCUCAAAGAGCUCAUUAAACCACCAACAAUCCUACGCUCCAUGGUCAACACCAUCACAGGUAGCAGUAAUGUGGGUGAGAUGCUGCCGAGCGGCCAGCUGUCCACCAUCCCGUGGAGACGAGCAGGAGUCAAAUACACCAACAACGAGGCCUACUUCGACGUCAUCGAGGAGAUCGACGCCAUCAUCGACAAGUCUGGGGCGACGGUGUGUGCGGAGAUCCAGGGUGUGAUUGACGCGUGUGUGAAACUGACCGGCAUGCCGGACCUCACCCUGUCAUUCAUGAACCCCCGUCUCCUUGACGACGUGAGCUUCCACCCGUGUGUACGGUUCAAGCGCUGGGAGUCGGAGAGGGUGCUGUCCUUUAUCCCACCCGACGGCAACUUCCGCCUCAUGUCCUAUCACGUCAGUGCACAGAACCUUGUGGCCAUCCCGAUCUACGUGAAGCAGAACAUCAGCUUCUUCGAGAGUGGCUCGUCGGGACGACUGGACAUCACGGUGGGGCCCAAGCAGACGAUGGGCAAGCCGGUGGAAGGGCUGGUGGUCACCGUGCACAUGCCCAGAGCGGUGCUGAGCGUCAACCUGACUGCCACGCAGGGAACGCAGAAGUACGACCCCGUCACCAAGGUGCUGGUGUGGGACAUUGGGAAGCUGAACCAGCAGAAGCUGCCCAACCUGAAGGGCGGCCUGAGUCUGCAGUCAGGAGCCCCCAAACCAGAGGAGAACCCCAGCCUCAACAUCGACCUCAAGAUACAGCAGCUUGCCAUCUCGGGUCUGAAGGUGAACAGGCUGGACAUGUAUGGGGAGAAGUACAAGCCCUUCAAAGGCGUCAAGUACAUCACCAAAGCAGGCAAGUUUCAGGUGCGCACCUGAGGCAGGUGUCUAGAGAGAUGUAAACUCCCCAACAACAACAACAACAAAUACGCCGUGCCAAACACACACCUUUUAGUUCCAUUGUUAUCCUCAACACAUCUCUAACUAUGUUCUUAAGCCUUAUUAUGCAUAUUUUGUUUACACUAGUUCAAACACAGCAAGUGAAUUUUCACCAUGCCUGAAAGGAGAAGACAUCUGGGGACUUUUAAAUUUGGUUUGAAAGGGACGGGCCUUAAAGGGACGGGCUCAUUGUAUGAACAUGUAUUUGUCCUCACUGUGAAAAUGAGGAUUGCACCUAUUUUUUUUUCUAGAAUGAGGUGGUCUAGAUUAGAUGAAGUAAUUCAAUAUGGCACCAGUCCAUUCCAUACACCAGUAUUGCUUCCUGCUGUCCCAUCCAAAGCAUUGUCUGAAGAACCCGUUUAUUCAGUGUGUGUGUGUGUGUGUGCAUGCGUGUACAUAUGUGAUCUUUGAAACCUUGGAUCUGAAAUAACGUGUGUGUGUGUGUGUGUGUGUGUGUGUGUUUCAAAUCACCCCCGCUACUCUAACACCCCCAUCAUUCAGGAGCACAGGAAUAGCACCCCAACCCCAACACAGGAGUAAGAAAACGUUAAACUGAAAGCAUUGUCUGCACAAGUUACAUAAGGUGUGUGUGUGCGUAUGUGUGUGUGUGCGUGUGUGUGUAGCCCCAAUCCCUGGCAGCAGACCACAGAGAGGUGGGCUGUGUCGUGCUUAGCCAUUUGUUGCCUUGGUAACCAAACGGUUGCAGCAGAUAUCCUAGUGACCGUAGCCGGACGUUGCUCUGCCCCCUAGUGGCAUGGCCCCAGCAUCUACACUCAGCACUCAGCAAGCACUCCCAAAUGAACUCUCUCUCAGAAUGGUUCUUCUCCCAAAGGAACUCUCUCUCAGAAUGGUUCUUCUCUCUGGAUGGUUCCUCCCAAACCGUUCCUGUCAGAAAAAGUGAUCUUUGCUCCUUUCCAAAAAGCCUGUCUGAGUGGUGGUUUUGGGAGCGUCUGCUGCAGGUCAGAUAGCGGCCAAAUCAGGACAAGAGGCUCUUCCCUUCAGUAGGAGCAGCCCUGGAUGUACACAGAAACCAAACACUCAGCUGCCUGUUUGCACAAACACUAGAGACAUAAUUCCCUUUACUGCAGCGUGACCAAGUCGAUGAGUGUGUGUGAGUGAAUUUGUGUGUGUGUAAAGGGAACAACUUGUGUUAAAAAAAAGACAUAUUUAAAAAAACCGAAAGCCUUCUCAUUGCUGAGAAAUGUUAAAUAAAACGGUAUUAUUGAG